AUGCCGGUGGUGAGAAGGCGGGGAAGAUUUGUCGAGGACUGGGGUUUGAUAACUCCUUCCGAGUCGUAUAGGUCAGAGUGGAGGCUUAUGGCUGUUGUGGAGGUCAGAGUGUGGAACAGUUACAAUUGUGAAAUCUUCCGACCAGUUCAUCUAUGCACAAGUCAAUGGCUGUUGUGGACCACCUUUCAUCUGUGGUGGUGUAUGCGGCGGCGCCGUCUGUAUUCGGAGCUUAUGGCGAAGGAGGGACCGGAGGUGAUGAUCGGAGAUGGACCAGAAGGAGAUCGGAGUAAUCGGAUGGCAAAACAAGCAAGACGGAACAGAGCCUUGAGCAAAAGGAAACAGAGUGCUUGA
Microthlaspi erraticum is the source of this 351-nucleotide messenger RNA. Lineage: Eukaryota; Viridiplantae; Streptophyta; Magnoliopsida; Brassicales; Brassicaceae. The record is from the annotation of a GenBank genome assembly.